Molecule: messenger RNA, 898 nt
Organism: Vigna unguiculata (cowpea)
Lineage: Eukaryota; Viridiplantae; Streptophyta; Magnoliopsida; Fabales; Fabaceae
Product: oleosin Ara h 15.0101-like
Biological process (GO): lipid storage
Cellular component (GO): monolayer-surrounded lipid storage body; membrane
Source: RefSeq, a predicted model, not a curated record
CAGAUUCUACUAUCAUCACCGCACACACUACUAUUCUAUCUCAUUUCUAUCAGUUGAGUCUUGAAAACACAAAACCAUGGCUGAUCAACCUAGAACUGCAGGUCCCCACUAUGGUUCCUCCCAUGGAACCUCCUAUGGUGGACUACCCUAUGGAAGCACCAAUGAGUCCAACACCAGCAUCUACAACAACUCUGCUUCACGUCAAACAGUGAAGUUCAUAACUGCUGUUACUAUUGGCAUCUCACUCUUGCUCUUGGCUGGUUUGAUCUUCACAGGUACUGUCAUAGGCUUGAUCGUCGCAACUCCUCUUCUUGUGAUCUUCAGCCCCAUCCUUGUCCCAGCAAUGUUUGUGCUGUUCCUAGUUACUUCUGGAUUUUUGUUCUCUGGAAGCUGUGGUGUGGCUGCCAUUGCAGUUUUGACUUGGAUCUACAACUACGUCUCUGGGAACCAUCCUGCAGGUGCUGACACUCUUGACUAUGCAAAAGGGUACCUUGCUGAUAAGGCAAGGGAUGUGAAGGAGAGGGCAAAGGAUUAUGGAAGCUAUGCUCAGGGUAAAUUUCAGGAGGCCGCACAGGGAGCUUAUUAAUCAUGUAUGUUUGUAUGAGGUGAACAGAAUGGAGCGAAGGGGUGCCCUUGUGGAAGUGCAAUGCUUAUGCAUCUAUAAGGUUGAACUGAAGGGAGUGGUGGUACCCUUGUGAAUGUGCAUGUUCAAGUUCUGCUAAUUUGAAUUUUGUUUGCAGUGUUCAGUGUUGUUUUGCUUUUGUAUGUCGUUUGUUUUUUGGAGCUAUAUCUUUCACCUUAUUUUAGUUAUAUUAGUGUAAUCAUCAUCAUCUUAAUAAAUCUCUUCUGCAACUAUAUCAGUAGUUCUUCCUGGUAGACUGUUGUAGCAGAUUUGUAA